AUGCAAUCAAGAAACGACACAAAGUUGAAUUAUAAUGGAAAUAUAAAAAUUGAAUCGAAUAGAUCUAUUCUUGAACAUUUGGCAAAUGAAAUGAUUUAUGAAAUAUUUGAAUAUCUUGAUUAUUAUGAUGUUUAUAAUGGUUUUUGUUAUCUUAAUAAACGAUUUCAAUAUUUAGUUCUUUAUUCAAUUAUUCCAAAUAAACAUCGAAUUAAUGUACUUUCUUUAUCAAAUCCAUUUGCUGUUGAUAUUGUCUUAUCACCACCUCCUAUUAUUUCAGAUUUUGUUCGUCUUGAAACAUUAAUUCCCAUGUCGCAAAAAUCGGAUCAUUUUUAG
This is a messenger RNA of Rotaria sp. Silwood2, 333 nucleotides long. Lineage: Eukaryota; Metazoa; Rotifera; Eurotatoria; Philodinida; Philodinidae. The record is from the annotation of a GenBank genome assembly.